Molecule: messenger RNA, 1165 nt
Organism: Spizellomyces punctatus DAOM BR117
Lineage: Eukaryota; Fungi; Chytridiomycota; Chytridiomycetes; Spizellomycetales; Spizellomycetaceae
Exons: 2
Coding region: 147-1079 (310 amino acids)
Biological process (GO): regulation of cyclin-dependent protein serine/threonine kinase activity
Cellular component (GO): nucleus; cyclin-dependent protein kinase holoenzyme complex
Molecular function (GO): cyclin-dependent protein serine/threonine kinase regulator activity; protein kinase binding
Source: RefSeq, a predicted model, not a curated record
GGGGGGGGGGGGGGAUUUAAGAACGAGUUUCUGAACGACGGGAGCAGCUUUGGGGGUUAUAAAAAAGCAAUGGGCUUGCUCGCCAUCUUCGCCAUCUCUGCAACGACCAACACUCUAUAAAAGAACUUAACUGUUACUACACAAUCAUGAUACGUCCGUGCUGCCGCAACGAACUCUUGCGAGUUACUUGCACACAACCGAUCAACGCUGCUCUCAUAAAUCUCGUUGUUGACACUGCCAGUCAAGUUAUCCCUUGCGCUCCUCCAACACCUGGUUCAGUUCAUGUCCCACCCCUCCACAAAUUCGUAAAUGACUUUGCACGACGGAUGCGCGUGUCGAGUUCCACGCUCAUUACAGCCAUCUGCUACCUCUCACGUUUGCAACGUAAGCUCCCAUCCACUGCCCGCGGUCUCGCCUGCACACUGCAUCGCAUCGUCCUUGCCUCCAUGCUGGUCGCAACAAAGUACUUGUACGAUGCUCCCGUCAAGAACCGUGUAUGGGCAGCACAUUCCGCCGUGUUUUCCUUGGCAGAAGUCAAUCUUAUGGAACGACAGCUCCUCUUUCUGCUCGACUUCAAGGUCGGAGCAUGUAAAGAAGAAAUGGAAGAAAUUAUCCUCCGAUUGAGACUGCCUGAUCAAUUAGACAAGGGCUGCAACAUUUGCAAUAAAACAGCGAUUCCCGACAUUUGCCCCACCGUCCGGGAAGAAGGCGUUCUCUCUUGUGUACCCGUACCUUCUCCUAUCCUCCCUUUGCUGGCACAGCAACUCGAAACACAACCAUUACCGUCCCGUCUUCCUUUGGCCGUUGCCUGUCGCGACCAAGAACAUCGGACAGUCUUGCUUAGACGGCCCAGUGCAGGCUCUAUACUCGACAUUCCAUCAGAGAAGCAUGUAGCACCAAAGCGCGGCUGCAAAACAAUAGAUACGCCUAGUGGCGUUCCUGUGAUGAACAUACCUCGGAGCACUGCUCCUGCAAGCCUGGCUGUGGCGGCAGCAGCGGCUGCCGUUGCUGCUUCGGCGACGGUAGUGACGGCAGCAUUGGAUGUAUCGAGUACCUGUUAUGCACAGACUGUAUUUUAAUCAUCCCGGCGGCUAUUUUAUAGAAGUCUGCUUCUACUGCACGCUAGUAUUCCCAUCAUCUUGUAAUAUACUUUCUUUGAACAUGA